This is a messenger RNA of Athalia rosae (coleseed sawfly), 2099 nucleotides long. RefSeq names its product protein nessun dorma (gene nesd). The coding region runs from base 447 to 2087 and encodes 546 amino acids. The transcript is spliced from 4 exons. The record is from RefSeq and is a predicted model, not a curated record. NCBI's taxonomy places the organism in Eukaryota, Metazoa, Arthropoda, Insecta, Hymenoptera, Athaliidae. Gene Ontology annotation, biological process: male meiosis cytokinesis; spermatogenesis.
CGUACGCCGCCCUCUUGUGUAUCCUUGGUAACAGUAUGAUUCUUAAACGCCAUUGGGCGUUUGUUCAAACGUCAAUCCGUCUUCUAUUUCAUCAAUGUGCUUUGGGACUGGUAAAAUAACUUGAAUCAGGUAAAAACCCAUGAGAAGUCGACUCUACAUAUUGAAUUGUGAAUUUCUUUAAGCAUAAUUUAUAAAACUCUUGACUUUCCUAUGCCGAGUGUCAUUUACUACGCUGCUUGUAUCGAAAAUCUAGCAGACGACGGUGUGGAACUUGUAACGGAUUUAUUUCAUCUGAUCGUUGUAUCUGGUAUUUCUGAUCUCGCAUAAGAGAAUCGUCGUUUUGUAUUCAUUAAUUGAUCUGAACUAUAUUUGAUAAGUUAUUAAUAGUGGUACUGAACAGAAAUCUCUAACAAUAAGCUUACAUAAAAUUGGGAAGAGUAUCAGAAAUGGCGAUGGAAAUAUAUACAUUUGACAAAAGUCUCCAAGAACGGCUGACCGAAUACACAGAGAUACUGUCAACGGAAAAAAUAGUACCAGCAUCUCAAAUCCGCUCCGAAUGGUCCUGUUACGUCGAGUUGGUGAUAGAACCUGUUGGAUGGCGAGCUCUUUGGAAAAUUCCACGGCUGACAUGCCAAGACUUUGAGAUCCACUAUCCUACUAUUGUAGUUGUCGAGGUUGAGAAUGUCGAGUUCCGAGAACUAUCUGCGUUAGUGAGAAUUGUGGCUGUUCAAGAUGAGAUACAGUUACCAGAAAAGUACGAUGUUCCUCUGAAUGAGCUUUACCCAACCCAUCAUCAAGAAAAUGAAGUCCUUGAUAUGGUAGGCACAGCGAAUUGCAUCGAUCAAUUGAGAUUCUUCUUCAACUAUCUAUGGAUGCCAUGGGACACAGACGAUGAUGAUAAUACUGACUGGGUCGCGAUGCAUUUGGAACCUAGGAUAAGGUUGUUUUUUGACAUGAAGCGAGGAGUUGUAACCAAAGAAACUUCUGAUGUUAUUAGGAGUUUAGUGAGAGAAGGAAAAGAUAUUCAAGAAAAAAUUGUCCGGCUUGAAGAAGAUAUUUCAGAUGAGGAAGAAGAACAUGAGGAUUUGUGGGAUGAGGGAAAGGCCUGCCAGCUGAUGAAGCUUCACUUCAGACUGCAGCAGAUUAAGACUGAAAUGGAAGUCCUCGAAAAUCCUGUCAUGAGAGAAGUGCUCACUAGAAAUAAAGGUGUCACUAUGACGGACAAAGAAGUUAGGAGACGAGAAAGUAGAGGUAGAAAGUUGGAAGGAUAUUUUGUUUGGCUUGGUGGUCCUGUUCAGGAUAUGAUAUUCUCGUUGAACGAAAUUCAGGCUGUCCUUGGCGGAGAUAUGUUCUUAAAAACUUCAAAUUGCCUGCAAGAAGCACUGGAUGCUUCUGAAGUAAAUGACAUCGUUGUUCUUGGUAAAGGUGACCACCAAAUCAGGGGUGCUGGGGGUUUGGAAGAAGGAGGUGUGAUGAAGGGGCUAGAUGGUCCUGAGAACACUAUUAUUUGUGGUAGAGAAACCGAGUGUGGACCAUCACUGAUGGAUUUUUCUGGAGGCGAGGUAACUAUAGAGAGUGUUACUAUUCAACUGGGAGAACUUCAGAUGGGUAUAUUGGCUCGUCAAGGAACGCUGCGCCUGACAGGAUGUCGGGUAUUAGUAGAGAAUAAAAGCGUCAUUAAAUUAGGUAUCGUAGUUUUACCAGGAGCUAAACUGAUUGCACAGAAUACAGUUUUUGAAGGACUGGGAACUGCAAUCGUCAUUCAUUCUGGAGGUGGAGUUAUACUGAAUGAAUGCCAGUUCAACGAGUGCAUUGAGGGGAUUCAGAUGCAUGACGAUUCUAAUUUGUCCAUGACAAACUGUGCCUUAUCAAAUUUCAAAGAGUAUAGCAUACGCAUGGAAACACAGAAGUACAUGAAUGGUACAGAAGCAAAGGUUGGAGGUACCGAAUUAUUAGAAAACAUUUCAGAAGUCUGCAUACAGGAUUGUAUAUUCAAGAACAAUGGUAAGGGUGAUAUUUUACUCCAAGCCCAACCCUCUGCUGCUCUUUCAGCCAAACAAGAAGGUACCACUGCCAUGGUGUCAUGAAUAAUCUGUUAG